Aphanomyces invadans is the source of this 903-nucleotide messenger RNA. RefSeq lists its product as hypothetical. NCBI's taxonomy places the organism in Eukaryota, Oomycota, Saprolegniomycetes, Saprolegniales, Verrucalvaceae. The record is from RefSeq and is a predicted model, not a curated record. Bases 1 to 903 code for a protein of 300 amino acids. The transcript is spliced from 5 exons.
AUGACGACGGCGCUGCGAGAGACAGCAUCGCAGCUCGCCAAAGCCAAGAAACCCCUGUCCGACUUGAACCAAAUCCGCCAAGCUAUCAAGGCACUUCAAAAAGACGCCGCGGAACAACUCCACCUUGAACUCGAGUCGCAAGCGACGUUUGCGUACUUUAGCACGCAGCUGGGAGCGCUCAAACAAGCGUUCGAAACUCUUUCGGACGUCUUGAUGGCCGAGGUAGACAACGUGCGCAAGGAUGCGAAUCGACGACUGCAAGCGCUGGAAGUCGAGGUCGACCGGCAACGAGAACAGUUUACGUCGGCGUCGCGUGAGCUCGACACCGUCAAGCGUACGUGGGAGGUGUGGAAUCUGAAAGAGCGGGAUUGGGCCAAAGACAACGAAAUCCUCAAAGCCAGCCACAGCCACAACGUCGAGUGGAUGCAGUCGCUGCAGCGCGACGUGAUGGACACCAAGGAUCGCGUCCACGAACUCCGCCACGACCAUACAAAUCGGGCCAAAACCAUGGCAGACGAAGCCGCGACGUUGCGGACGCAAUGGCAAAAACAAGUCGAGAGCAUCAGCGACCAGCUGCAUGGGUUUGAAGUGUCUGCUGCGUUACACCAACGUGACUUGAAAGCGUUUGCGCAGCAACGGCUAGACGACCUCCACAUGAUGGAACAGGCACUGAGUACCGUCCAAACACAGCAGAUUCGGCUCACGAGCGCUGUGGACGAUGGCUUCCAUCACGCCCAGGCAGAGGUAUGUGGGGUCGGUCGCAAGGCAGACCAGUUGGGCGUCAAGUUCGCCGCAGUGGCGAACCAAGUCGACGCGCUAAAGACCCAAUUGUAUGCCCUGGAGCGGGAGCAGACCCAGCGAAUGGAGAGCGUGAGCUCCAUGUUCACGGUCAGUUUGCCGUAG